UGUUAUUCAUUUCGUUCAAACGGGCGGGAGCGUGCACCGGUUGACGUUUGACGUUCCCAGUUGAAACCUGUAAAUUGUGUGUCUUGGUCUUGGAGACUGGAGAUUUCGCUAUUUGUUUUGAGAUUAUCUGUUUUCUAGCGUUGUAUGCGCCGCUAGCAGUUGCAAGAUGGAUGACGCCAUCAGUGUGGCCCUGAGGGUGCGCCCCCUCUCAGCUAGUGAGCUGAGCAGAGGGUGCCAGUCAUGCAUCGACUGUAUACCCAAUGAGCCUCAGGUGGUGAUGAGAAACGCAGACAAGGCUUUUACUUUUAACUAUGUGUUCAGUCCUGAGUCCAGCCAGGCUGAGGUGUAUGACAAUGCUGUAAAGAAUUUAGUGCCCAAGUUAUUCAAGGGCUACAAUGUGACUAUCCUAGCUUAUGGUCAAACGGGGUCUGGUAAGACUCACUCAAUGGGAACGUGUUACAAUGGUGAAGGUGAAAUGGGUAUCAUUCCCAGAGCAGUGAGCGACAUAUUUGAAAAGAUCGCACAUUCCCAUGAUCAAGAUUUUAAAGUAUCAGCAUCUUUUAUGGAGCUCUACAAAGAACAGUUAUUUGACUUGAUGGCAUGUAGCACUAAACCAAGGGACCAAUGCAUUGUGGACAUACGAGAAGAUGCCAGAGGAAUUCACAUCCCAGGACUCGUUGACUUGGAAGUGAAGAGUGUUGAGGAGACAUUCAAGAGUCUUAUGAUGGGCUCUGCUGGCCGUGCUACUGGUGCUACAGCAAUGAAUGCACAGUCCUCCAGGAGCCAUGCUAUUUUCACACUUACCAUACAAAUGUGUAAGAAAAACAAUGGUGGUGGUGACAUGGUUUCUAAGUUUCAUCUAGUAGACUUAGCUGGAUCUGAGAGGUCCAAAAAGACUGGUGCCACUGGGGAGCGAUUUAAAGAAGGUGUUAAUAUUAAUAAGGGCUUGUUGGCUUUGGGGAAUGUGAUAUCUGCUUUGGGUGAUGGACAGCAGAGAGGCUAUGUUUCAUAUCGAGACAGCAAACUUACCAGGCUCUUGCAAGAUUCUCUGGGUGGCAAUUCCAUCACCUUGAUGGUGGCAUGUGUCAGUCCUGCUGAUUAUAAUUUUGAAGAAACUUUGAGUACACUUAGGUAUGCCGACAGAGCUCGUCACAUCAAAAACAAGCCUAUAAUAAACCAGGAUCCGAAAGCAGCCGAAAUACUCCGCCUUCAAAAAGAGAACAAUGAGCUUCGCCUUCAAAUUCUGGGAAGUGGUGGUAAGAUAGGCACUUGUCCCAAGGAGCAUGAAGACCUAGCUGAUGAGAAUGACACACUCAAAGCCAAAAAUCGUAAGCUUACAGAGGCUUUGAACAAUGCGCUAAGUGAAACGACCAAUCUUAUGGAACGAGCUCUUUUGGCUGAAUUGGCACGUGACAGAAUGAACAUGAAACUGAAAGAACUGAAUGCUCAAUGUAAUAUGACCAUUGAUCAAUUUGACCAAUCCAAGGAGAAUUCCCCCUCAACUCGAGGAAACCUAGCUGGACUGAAAACUAUCCAGUCAAAAAUUGUAGAGCUACAGGCAGAACAACAACAUGGAGAGGAUGAAAUUAAGAAACAUGAACUGUCAGAACUUUCAGCCUGCAAGGGUGGCUCUCAGGCUACUGAUAGUACUGCUGUUAGUGGUAGCAUGACAAGUAAUUUCACUCCUCAGUCGAUAGCAGAAUUUGACCAGCAGGAAGAAACUCACACUCUUCAACAGGCUGAACUGAACAAAGAACUUCAGGAAUUGACCAGAGCCUUAGCCAUUAAGGAACAACUUGCUGCUACUCUUCUUGCCAACUCAAGUGAUAUUUCCACAUUAAACCCAGAAAACCAGGAAAAUAUGAAACAAUUAGAAAAUCAGAUAGAUGCUCUUCAGAAAGAACGUGAUGCACUUCAACAGCAGUUAAAAUCAGCUCAGUCUAACAAUGCAUCUGGGAAGAUUGCAGAGCAACGCCGCAAACGCCUUCAAGAAUUGGAAGCUCAAAUGUCUUUGCUUAAGAAGAAACUUCUAGAGCAAUCAAAAAUUAUUAAAAUGAAAGAGAAGUCAGAUGAAAAAGUUGUGGUCUUAAACAAUGAGAUCAAGUCGAUGAAAGCCAUGAAAGUUCGACUUAUUCGUCAGAUGAAAAGUGAAAGUGAACAGUUCAGAGAUUGGAAAUUGCAACGUGAGAAAGAGCUUAACAAACUGCGUGACCAAGACCGAAAGCGUCAGAACAUUAUGACACGCAUGGAGAACAUGCAUUCUAAGCAACAGAAUGUCUUAAAGAGAAAGGUUGAAGAAGCAGCAGCUAUUAACAAGAGGUUGAAAGAUGCAUUACUAUUGCAAAAACAAUGCCAAGAAAAACGUCUUCAUGUCAAUGGGAAGCCUGAGAGAAUUCAGGGAUGGGUAUCUCAAGAACUGGAAGUUUCUGCAAGCACAGUUGCUGCUGAGCGAGUGCGAGAAAAACUUGUGGAAGAUCGUGCCAUCAUCUCAAAACAACUUACAUCCUUAGAGGAGAAUUUGAAGACUGCUUUGCCCUCUGAGGUGGAAAGUAUGAAACAAGAAAUUAGCCGCUUAAAAGAAGACCUUGGGUUACGCAGUGCUCAAAUUGCAGAUAUCAACCAGAAAAUACUUGAUUCGGAUCAGGAAAACAAAUCAAAGACUAGAUGGGACUCACUUCAAUCAAUGGGGGAUGCAAAGCAUGCUUUGAAGCAUCUCUUUGAUCUAGCAGUUGAUAUUAAGAAAGAUGGAGCCAUGAAAGAAUACACAAUUGAAGAUCUAGAGGAAAAUUGUAAAAAAUUGAAUGCAGAGGUAAAAAUAGUAGAGGAAAAACUCAAAGCUGCUGAACAAAACCAUAGAAGUGUGGUCUUAGAACUAGAGAAAGAGAAUGUUGAAAAGAUCGCUGUCUUGCUGAAAAAGUUACGAAAAGCAGAAGAGAAUGCUUCCGUCCCUGUCGAAGGUGAAUCUGAAUUAAAGAAAAAAUAUGAUUUGCUAAGAGAAGAAAAUGAAAAACUUUGUAGCAUUAUUGAUGAUAUUGAAAGACUGAAGGAAUCUUCAGUCUCAAAUGAAAAGGAUGGGGAUUUAGAAAGUGAUAAAGAGAAUUCUGAAGCUGACAACUUUAAAUCACCUAAUGUUCUAAAAAAGAGAAGAAUUAAAAAGCCCCUGAAUCAGACAUGGGUUGAAGAUUUGGAAGCUAUUGAUUCAUCUUUUGCAUCUGAUGUGGAAAUUGAUGAUUCAUAUAAGGACCCUGACUACCGUCAAACACCUUUAUUUAAACGCCUCCAAAAGGCCAAACUACAUAGUAAAACAUCCAUAUUAGAUGAGUCGGUACCAAAGAAGCUAAAUUUUGCCACUAACAAAAAGUCAGUGUUUGACAACAGUGCUAUCAGAAAAAUUUCUGGAUCUGACGGCGAUUUGGAGCAAAAACUUCCUGUCAAACGUACCUCUGAUGGGUCCUCAACCUGCAAAUGUACAGGAACAUGUGGUGGAAGAUGUGGUUGCCGCAAAUUGGGUUCUUCUUGUAGUAACAGUUGCCGAUGCUCAAAGGAUCUGUGCACUAAUCAAAGCAAAGAAAAAUCUCCAGAAAGUGAUGAAAGUGAAUCAGAAAUUUCACACAAAAGGCCAAGAAAUGAAACAUUCACGGCCGAUAAUAGUUCACCACAAUUGGUUAAGCCUUCUGGGUCAGGGGAAAGAAAGUAUUUUCCUGAAGCUAAAUUUUAAUUCCAUUGUCUCUAUGUGAUAUUUUAGAUCAAAUUUGUUAAUCCUGUUUAGCUGUGAAAAGGUUCUGAUUUUAUUUUGUGCUAAUUCACAACUAGAAUCAACAUAAUCUUCAUCCUGUACCAUACUUAUUUUAUCAUAAAUUGGCUUCCAUCAAUUUUUAUUUUUUUAUGACCAAUGUUUAUCUUUGAUUUGUACAUUGUGUAUAGUAUAAUGCAUGUACUCACUUGUACAUUUUAUUAUUAUUACCAUCAUCACUGUAAUUAAAGCUUAUUAGUAAA
Messenger RNA from Thrips palmi, 3996 nucleotides. RefSeq names its product chromosome-associated kinesin KIF4 (gene Klp3A). The record is from RefSeq and is a predicted model, not a curated record. Gene Ontology annotation, molecular function: ATP binding; microtubule motor activity; histone methyltransferase activity. The transcript has 19 exons. Lineage: Eukaryota; Metazoa; Arthropoda; Insecta; Thysanoptera; Thripidae. Bases 167 to 3718 code for a protein of 1183 amino acids. Gene Ontology annotation, cellular component: nucleus. Gene Ontology annotation, biological process: microtubule-based movement; mitotic spindle organization.